UGGGAAAACAAAAGAGUCAAAGAAUCACGCAAAAGAGAAAUGGCUGAUUUGUUUAUAGGCGUCGUAUCGCAGUCGUCUCUUCUUCAUCUUCACCCAAAGAUUGGACAAUUUCAAAGGCAACAGCUCUUUAGCAACUCCGGCCACCCCAGAUUUGCGGUGGUUAGCAAUCGUCAGCUACACUUCAAAGUGUCGACUUUAGCUGGUGUGGUGUCUUCUGAUUCAGAAGCACCCACGAUCGUUGCCAACACCUUCGGUUCCGAAAAGGGAGGAAUCGACAUCGAAGUUGACACGGGAAACGGCGGAGGGGACAAGUUUGACGACAGGAGCGGAGGCGGCGGCGGUGGAGACGAUAGUGGGAGUAAAGGAGAAGAGGAGUUCUCUGAAGACGGUGGGAAGAGAAAGAUGGCUUUGUCUAUGUCACAGAAAUUGACUCUUGGCUAUGCUGCUCUCGUCGGAGUGGGUGGUGCUAUGGGCUAUAUGAGGAGUGGCAGCCAGAAAUCGCUUGCGGCGGGAGGAUUGUCGGCCGCCGUGCUCUAUUAUGUUUAUACUCAGCUCCCCACAAAUCCAGUGUUCGCCUCGUCCAUUGGGCUUGGUAUAUCUGCUGCACUUUUGGGAGUGAUGGGUUCCCGUUUCAAGCGGUCGGGAAAAGUCUUCCCUGCUGGUGUUGUAUCACUUGUGUCACUUGUGAUGACAGGGGGCUACCUACAUGGCAUCAUGCGGAGUCUGCACUAGUGUGAAGCAGUAGUCUUGUUAUUAUAAAGCUAUAUAUAAUGCUUUGCUAUGUCUCUUAACUUCUCAAGUUGUGAACUUCUUUUAGACCAUCGCCAUCGAGCAACGAGUUUCGACGCUCGGUUGCUUUUGUACUUGAAUGCCUUUUCAUCUUUGGUCAUGUGAUGCAGAUUAUGGUGGUGUUAGCCAAUAAGAAACCUUGCAUGUAUUUUCAGUUUCGAAGUUUUGAGAAUUUUGGAACAUUAUGCUUAAUAUAAAAAAGCAUUGGUUGCAA
Messenger RNA from Hibiscus syriacus, 1003 nucleotides. Its product is annotated as protein FATTY ACID EXPORT 2, chloroplastic-like. The record is from RefSeq and is a predicted model, not a curated record. Gene Ontology annotation, cellular component: membrane. The coding region runs from base 40 to 732 and encodes 230 amino acids. Lineage: Eukaryota; Viridiplantae; Streptophyta; Magnoliopsida; Malvales; Malvaceae. The transcript has 3 exons.